Messenger RNA from Fusarium odoratissimum NRRL 54006, 1014 nucleotides. RefSeq lists its product as uncharacterized. The transcript has a single exon. The coding region runs from base 157 to 1014 and encodes 285 amino acids. Gene Ontology annotation, cellular component: membrane. Gene Ontology annotation, molecular function: transmembrane transporter activity. NCBI's taxonomy places the organism in Eukaryota, Fungi, Ascomycota, Sordariomycetes, Hypocreales, Nectriaceae. The record is from RefSeq and is a predicted model, not a curated record. Gene Ontology annotation, biological process: transmembrane transport.
AGAUAAUACCAAUCGAGCAAGCCUGCUUCAAUCCACUACAAGUAUGAACAAAGUAACGUUCCUCCUUUCAUAGCACGCAGCAUUGCAGCAGAAGGAUUUACACUCUCGUUGGCGGCAAAGUCUCUCUUAUCCAGCUAGAACACAGCCAGCGGCAACAUGAAGUCUUCAUCAUUUGAAUCAUCGUCUUCUCUGUCGCUAAAAUCCGCAAGCGACGUGCAACUAACAAGUAUCAUCGAUGGAAACUCUCAAGAGGCUGACAUUGGGACUGUCCCCUCUAAGCAACUUCUUCGAAAGGUUGCUGCAAUCGCAUACCUAUGUGGCGUGAGCGUUACCAGUAGCGCAACCAAUGGCCUCAUAGUCAUUGGACUCCCCCAACUGACAGAAGAUCUCCGUCUCCCUCCGUCUCUCGCCUUCUGGCCAUCGUCAGUUCAGGGACUGGCCACUGCAUCAACACUGCUGCUCACGGGCGCUAUUGCUGAUGUCGCGGGACCACGACCAGUGAAUCUGCUGGGAUGCAUGCUCAAUUGCAUCUUCAUGCUUACCUGUGGACUGGUCAAGAGUGGCGAGGAAUUGGUUAUCUUGAGAGCCUUACAAGGCGUCGCCACUGCGUUACACUUGUCUAGUUCUGUGGCCCUUGUGACUCAAGUGCAGCCGCAAGGGCGGGGACGCAACUUAUCCUUUGCUUGCCUAGGAUUAAGCCAGCUGUUAGGAUUCUCAGCUAGCCUAGUUGUCGGCGGUAUAUUGAUCGAUACUCUUGGAUGGCGAUCGGGAUGGUAUUUAUGUGGUGGCCUUACCUUGUUGCUCCUCGCCAUCGGGUGGUGGGCCUUGCCAAGAACCUCAUGCCUCAGCGCAUCACGAAAGGCACUGCAAAGUCUGCAAGUGCGAGUCGAUUGGAUUGGCGCAUUUCUCGCAUCGGCCUCUAUGAGUCUACUGACAUACUUUUUGGGGUUCGUUGCCGUAUAUCCCUCUCCAUCUGUGUAUCUGCUAACGAGAAAACAGCGUCAUAAGCACUAA